Symbiodinium sp. CCMP2456 is the source of this 3975-nucleotide messenger RNA. The record is from the annotation of a GenBank genome assembly. Lineage: Eukaryota; Dinophyceae; Suessiales; Symbiodiniaceae.
AUGGAGGAUCGCUGUGUCACACCAGAGGAUGGACCGGACGAAAGUGUUGAAGCCCUUGGCUUCGGUGCGGAGAAGUCCAGGCCAAGGUGGAGAUCCGUCGGCCAAUCAGAGCUGACGGAAGCUGAUGUCUUCGCGGAGGAGCGUGAGUGGCUACAAGCUCGCUCUCAGCGCCUCUUUGCUGCGCGAAGACGGAUCGAAGAAGCCAUUGCCUCGGCUGCCGACGAAGUCAAGCCUGAAUCCUUUUCGAUUGCCCUUUCCGGUGGGGGCAUCCGUGCUGCUGCAUUUCAGGCUGGCGUGCUGUGGCGGCUUGCGCAUGCUGGACAGCUGCAGGACGCGGAGUAUCUUGCGGCUGUUUCUGGGGGCGGUUACCUGGCUUCAAGCUUCGCUUCCCACUUGGCCGCAGCGGAGAGGCAGCCUCAAACUGGGGCCACUCGGCAGGAGGUUGCGGACUUCUACCUCGAUGUGCUUGCAAAGACGUUUUGUCGGAUGCAACAGAAUGCUGGUGGAUUUCUGCGUGAUCCCACAGCAGGACCAAGAGGGGAGAGCAGCUGGAGGAUUGCUUUUCGGCUGCCGAAGGACGGCUCAGGCAUGCUUCCCCGCAUCUUCGACGGCUUGCUGCUGCUUCUGACGCUUGCCACCACUCUGGCCCUGAAUCCCUUGCAGAUCACUGUGGUGUGGCUCGUGCCCUUUACAGAAGCACUGAACGUCUUCUAUGGCACAGCCCUUCGCAUAGCCUUCUGCGCGCAGGGUCUGCCGCAUUGGCAGAUCUUGUGGGAUUGGUCUCCAUACGGGACCUUCUUGAGAUUCUUCGAGUUGACGGCUGGGGUGAACUUCGCCUUCUGGCUCCUGUCAAGGUUUGCGAAGAGAGCAAGCUCGUCGGCAUCACCCAGGUGCUACCUCUUCGUCAACGGCUGUCUUGCUUGUGCCGCGCGGUUCCUUGGAGUAAUGCUUCUGCUGCUGGUGAUGAUCUUUGCGCUGCCGUAUGUGGAGGACUGGUCGAUUCCGGAAUCCGGGGGCCUGACUUUGCAGCAGAGGUCUGCUACGUGCGAGGAGCACUUCAGGGCAGCUAGUCCAUUGACGGGUGGCUGCGAGAAUGCAGAUGUCUUCGCCGAAGCGGGACGCUCUGUGGAUGAGUACAUUCGCUUCAACGCAAGCGCGGUGCAAAGAGGCAUCACUCCAGAGGUGCAGGCCGUUGUGCUCCCGGAAAACUCCACGGCCGUGGCUGGCCCCGACGUGGCAGUCUUCCUGGUUUUUCGCGAACUUCUUUUGAAGGGUGACCGUUCAGUGCUGAUCACCUUCUUCGGCAUCCUGGUGUUCCUGCUGACUGUCACGGUGCUUUUUGCACCCUUCCUGCCCAGCCUAUUCAUCUCGGUGGUGACGAUCACUGGCCCUUUGCUUGGUCUGACGAUGAUCAUGCUGAUGCUCCAGUACAGAAUCUAUGGACCCCUAACAGGUCAGGCUCUGAUGUUUGGGCAGCUGCCCUUCUCCGAAGUGAAGUGGCGUAUGUUCGUUCGCGUGUGCUUAAUGGCUGGCAUCGUCGUUGUGCCGUUCCACAACGAGCUUCGGAGACUUUGGCAUUGGUACUACUUGCGCACCCUUCAGCGCAACUUUUUCCACGGUGGUAAGGACCUGCCCUUCUCCAAGCUAGCAGAGCAGCCGCUCUGUCCGCUUCUGAUCCUUACAGGUACCGUGACAGACUACAGGCGGCUCGGCAAGCAGACGUGGCCGCGACUUCUCCUGGACCGUACCCAAACGAUCGCGGAGAUUUCGUUCACUGCGCUGCAUACUGGCAGCACCGCUACAGGCUUUAUCAGGACCACGUACUUUCGGACGCUGGCCAAGUGUACAGCCUUGACAGGAGCAGGCUGCCUGGACGCUUUGAGCCUUAGUAUGUCGAAUCGAUUGCGCUUUCGGUUUUGGCUGGAAAUCCUCAACCUCAGCUGGGGUGACUACAUCUUCUUCAGCAGGCGAGGUGCGAACAGGUACGUCGAGCGUGUGGCCAACGUGCUGCAGACGGAGGCUGGUCGGAAAUUCCGGUGGAUUGCACAGCAGUUUCCGGCCCUUUUCAUUUGGGCCAGUACUCAGGUGCUGCUUACAGUCGGCUGGAACAGGAUGUACAAGCCGGAGAACACACUGGAGGAUUGCAGCGUGGCCAAAUCGCUGGUGCUUGCCUCAAUCGGUCUCUGCAUCAGCUUGAUCGCUCUUAGCUUUUUUGCCUUUUUGCCCGGUCUUCACUGCCUCAUGGUGUCGCCGAUCAUCCGCCAGUUUCAUCAGGCUACUCGGUUCAUCUAUCGGGGUGAGCGCGCCCCACGGCUGGUUUAUGUGACAGAUGGUGGUGUGCAGGACUGCACAGCGAUUGUCCAGCUCAUGCGACGCCGCCGUAAAAGGAUCCUUCUGGUGCUUGCUGCCGCCGAUCCGCACGACGAGCUGGAAGUGCUAUGGAGUGCGAUGUGUUGUGCCAUCGAUCAGCAGGUUGGAACCUUCUUCGAUCCCUCUGGCAACUAUCGCGAUGUUCGUGCGGUGAUGCAGGAGUUCGGCGACCGGAAGGAGAUGCCUUUCUUGCGUCUUGGCAUUCGCUACGGCGGCUGGUCUCAUGCAAAGGAAGCUCCUACCUUCUCGUUGCUGGGUGAGCUGCUUGUGGUGAAGAACCGGAUGCCUCCCUGCCUUCGGGGGAUGCAGGCUGGCUCUUUGUUGACGGAGGAAGAGGCCUGCCUUCACAGCAAGCCCUGGAAGCCGAAGACCUCGGUGGUUUCUGCUGCUGCGACUGCUGCCACGGGAUUGGAUGCAACUGCGGGCCAAAGUUCCCGCAUCUUUCUGGAGCCAACUACUUAUGGCUCACACCGAUUCUCUUUGCCAACUUAUGCCGGCUCGGGUACGAGGCGGAUUUUGCACGGCAAGGGCAGGGCCUCUCGCUCGAGAUCUCGAGAGAAGACGUGCCGCUCGCUGGGUGAAGUUGUCCUUUGCACGCAGACGUGCACAAUUUCGACGACUUUGGGAGACGCCUGCGAUCAGCUCAUCGCGUCUGGUCAUACAGGAACCCUCGUGAUGCACGAGGGGGAAGUCGUGGGAGUCAUCACGGAGAAUGACAUCCUGGCCGCCCUGAUGGAUGGCAUUGACCGUGACAUUCAACUCGACCUCUGGCUGCGUGGAGGACAAGCAAGACUCCCAGGAUGCAUGGUGAACGCUUUGACCAUGACCCCAGCAAUGAGCCUUUUGAAAGCUGCCGAGAGAAUGGCUUGCCAAGCGGAGAAGGACUCGGGCUACGCCUGCCAUCACUUGCUCGUCUCCAACGGUUCGCAGCCUCACUUGGUGUCAGAUCUUGAUGUGGCCAAAAGCUUGAUCAGCAACCUGCCCAAGAGGAGCAGGGACGCCGUGUUCGUGGAAGUCAAGGAGGCAAUGAAGCCACGCGCAAAUGUCGCAACAUGCCGGCUCGGUGACAAGCUCAUAGAUGCGUACCGUAUUAUGUACGAGUCCAGGCAGAACUGUGUAUUGGUGCUGGAAGGACUCGGGGAUGUGGAAGGGGAGAAUGUCCUCAAUCCGGAGGACGAGGGCAGCCAUAUCCAUGGUGUCAUCACGAUUUCAGAUGCGAUGCGAACUUUCUCAGAGUGCCAAACUGGCGACAACAUACGAGUGCAAGGCUUUCUGAAUGGUUUGACUGCAGCUGAACACUUCACAGCUCCCGGAAGAAGCAUCCUCGAAUCACAGUCCCUUUUGGAAGCUGCAGAGCUCAUGAGCGAACUUGGCAUCCAUCAUUUGAUUGUUCUCAGCGCGAGACAUGACCAAAAAGAGAUUGUAGGCGUUCUUUCCGCGCUGGACAUCAUCUGUGCGGCCUCUGAAGAGGUGGUUGCUGCACUGGAAGCAGGGCCUCGCACGCCGGCCGGCUCUGUGUGCUUCCAACAGGAAAGUCCCCAAAGUGGUCGGAAGUUCGCGAAAGAGUGUUCUGAGUCCUCAACAUCUGCACCCAUUGCUUUGUAG